AUGGAUGCACCAACCCAUCCAUUGAUCGUGAAUUGCACUGAGAUCAAAUCAGAAUCGAUAAUCCGAAGACGACAAGCGCAAUAUUCGUGUAACUUGAGCAGAUCAGUCAAACAGUCUUCGUCAGAACAAAGGCGACGGGAAAUCGGAUGGUAUUUAAACGAGUUACCGACUGACGGUGGAAAGAAUGAGCAAAAGCUUCACAAAGGAUCUGAUAUUUAUGAAGCCUAUGAGUCUUCGCCUGCUCGUAUCCUGCUCUGA
Opisthorchis viverrini is the source of this 258-nucleotide messenger RNA. RefSeq lists its product as hypothetical. The record is from RefSeq and is a predicted model, not a curated record. Bases 1 to 258 code for a protein of 85 amino acids. Lineage: Eukaryota; Metazoa; Platyhelminthes; Trematoda; Opisthorchiida; Opisthorchiidae. The transcript is spliced from 3 exons.